AUGACUAAGCGUAAUCAUGCCGUCCCAUGGCUUAAUUGGACCGAAUGGCAAGAUGUUUACAUGUGGUUAUUUCACACGGAUUUAUACAUUCAAGAACGUGGUGUCUCACGUGUCACCUCCUGGCGCAGUCGUGCUCAAUUACCCGUUGCUAUUAAUGCGACAGCCCAAUUAGUAGAGCUUCAGCUUCAUGAGUCAAUGGCACAGCACCAUCAUCAUGCAAUCGGUGUAAGUUCUCGUUCUUAUAUGGAAUUAUGUCUCUUGUAUUCAAACAUUAUCGUACGAUGUGUGAAUGGAUUAGUCGAUGGAUCACAAAAGGGUGCCUAUGCCUUGGCUGUUAGUACAUUGGCACAACGUAUUGGCAUUCCACUAUGGAUUGUCGAUUUGCGCCAUGAGUCGACACAUAAUCAAUUACCAUCAUUGCCAGUAUUACGUUUUGCUGCUUGUCAUUUAUUGUCGUGGCUUAAGGUCAAUUAUUGGGAAGCGCAGGAAAUUUUGGUUCAACAACAGGUGCAUCAUGUGUCACAAUGGCUGUUGGAACAAUUACCACACUUGAAUAUAGAGACGAGGGGUGACAAAGUGCAAGUGGAUACGACACAAGCUGACGUCGAAAGGAUGAAAAUUGAGUCAAAACCAAGCUUGGAUGUCGACACCUUACGGAAUAUUGUAGUGCCACUGCUAGUUGAUGGAAAGCAGUUUCGAGAGCUCGUGACACCGACUGGAUUGCUGUUUCUUCAAGCACCUCAACUGUCAGAGGAUCAAGGAUCAAAGGAUAGUGCUAUGAUUUUCCAGAGAGAUGCAUUUAUUGCUCUAUUGUUGCAACUUCAGCCACUAUGGAGGAGCUUUAGUGCAUCGUUGUUAGCGAGAUUGUGUCACAAAGUAUUUGACGUUAUUUAUGCUCAGAAGUCUCGUUGUUCCAGUAAAGAAGGCAACGCACCAUUUGCUCAGGGUGAUCAGCAGCAAGAGCAUAUUUUUGAGCAGAGUGUAGUCGACAUGACGUUGCAGUGGAUUAAGUUCAUGUUGAGCAGUGAGUAUCGUGAGAGAACAAAGCUUCAGAUUGGACCUAUUGAAGAUUUGUGCCAAUGUGGCGCUGAAAUGCUUGCUCUUGCUGAAAAUCUCAAGUCUGACGAUGCACCAGGAGGUCAAACGAAGCUGUUAGAGCGUUUGCUUGCUGCGUUAAAAGUCGGCAAAGCUGUCAGAAAUCAUUCAACGCUGGCAAUAGAAAUGGCAAUUGCUACUAGUCUAGCAUCUGAGUCAUCCAUAGGUUGGACUCGACUCCCUGCGUGGGCAGAGAGCCCCAUUGGCCUUCGCUAUUGCUAUACAAGUUAUCACAGCUACAACCAUUCUCAAGUGCUUGAGUUUCUGCUUGACGAUGAUAGUCUCAUGCCAAACAGCACGACAUUUGUCGCUUCAGAAGACAAGGAAGAAAAGGGUAUUACCACAACUGACGCUGAUGAUGUUAUCGAUGCGCUCAUGGAGGACCUGGAUGCAGCUUAUGACGCGACUCUUCAGCAAACUCUCGAUUUACAGGCUACUAUUGCUCGUGAUGGCCUUCGACAAGGUAGCAGCACAAUGGUGUUGCCCAAACAAGAGCUUCAACGCAUCCAGGAGCAGAUUGAGAUUUGGUAA
Molecule: messenger RNA, 1626 nt
Organism: Peronospora belbahrii
Lineage: Eukaryota; Oomycota; Peronosporomycetes; Peronosporales; Peronosporaceae
Source: the annotation of a GenBank genome assembly